AAGAAAUAAAACAAUUCAAAUUUGAUAACAUUUUAAUAUGAGAAGCAAUAUCUUUAGGAAAUGUUUAACCCUAGUUUUUCAUAAGGCUACGUGUAGAACUAAACUCUGUGUGUAUUAUGUAGAUAAAGAACAAUUGUAUAACUCUAAAUCAAAUAUAGGAACAAAAAUUUCAAUUUUAUAUUAAGAAUAAAAUGUCAUUUUCCACAUACCAUUGCUUUCAAUAUGACUUAUGCUACAAAUGUUUCCUCAAUAAGCACUUUGGAAAUAUUAUUUUGAGGAUAAAAUAAAAGGACACUUGAAGUUAAUUAUAUUUUUCUCUUUAAGUAAAAUUCUGUAGUGUACGAUGUAGUGUACAGUACUCACUAUUCAGGCGCAAGGUGUCGCUCUUUACUUGGUGGAAAUAGUUGUUUCAAGGGUUGGUCUGAACAGCCAGGAACGCCCCAUACAAAAACGACUCCAUCAUGCCGAACGUUACUGUUAAAUGAUUCUUUGAAACUUCUCAAAAAUUCAGCUAGAUUUUUAACCCCAAACUGGAGUCUCUGGUACUGUAAGUGCAAAGAACUUUAUUUUGGAAGUCAGUGUCGUAUGCGAUGUUCGGCUCUCAAAGAAGGGGAUUGGGCACUCGGCGUCUGCUGCUGUCGCUUCUCCUCCUCACAGUCUGGGACCGGGAGUGGUCAGGUCCACUACUCGGUCCCGGAGGAGGCCAAACACGGCACCUUCGUGGGCCGCAUCACGCAAGACCUAGGGCUGGAGCUGGCGGAGCUGGUGCCGCGCCUUUUCCGGGUGGCGUCCAAAGGCCGCGGGGACCUUCUGGAGGUAAAUCUGCAGAAUGGCAUUUUGUUUGUGAAUUCUCGGAUCGACCGGGAGGAGCUGUGCGGGCAGAGCGCAGAGUGCGGCAUCCACCUGGAGGUGAUCGUGGACAGGCCGCUGCAGGUUUUCCAUGUGGAAGUGGAAGUAAAGGAUAUUAAUGACAAUCCACCUGUGUUCUCUCUCAGAGAACAAAAGCUGCUGAUUUCUGAAUCUAAGCAACCCGACUCUCAUUUUCCUCUAGAGGGAGCUUCUGAUGCGGAUAUAGGAGAGAAUGCUCUAUUGACCUACAGACUAAGUCAAAAUGAGUAUUUUUCUUUAGAAUUACCAACACAUAGUAAGCAGACUAAAAGACUGUCGCUUACAUUAAAAAAAUAUCUGGAUCGAGAGAAAACUCCAGAACUUAAUUUGCUACUGACUGCUGCAGACGGGGGAAAACCAGAGCUCACUGGCACCCUUCAGCUUUUCGUCCAAGUCUUAGAUAUUAACGACAAUGAUCCGGAAUUUGAGCAAUCAGAAUACAAGGUGAGAUUGAUGGAAAAUGCAGCUAAAGAAACUUUUGUGAUAAAGCUAAACGCCACAGAUCGAGAUGAAGGAGUCAAUGGGGAGGUAACCUAUUCCUUGAUGUCAAUUAAGCCCAAUGGAAAGCUCUUAUUUACACUAGAUGAAAAUAAUGGAGAAGUGAGAGUCAAUGGAACUUUAGAUUAUGAGGAAAACAAGUUUUAUGAAAUUGAAGUACAGGCCACAGAUAAAGGGAAUCCUCCAAUGGCCGGUCACUGUACAGUCUGGGUAGAUAUAUUAGACGCCAAUGAUAAUGCUCCUGAAGUCACCGUGACUUCUCUGUCUCUAGCAGUACGAGAGGACACUCAGCCUAGUACUGUCAUUGCGCUGAUCAGCGUGUCCGACCGUGACUCUGGCGCCAACGGGCAGGUGACCUGCUCACUAACACCCCGUGUCCCCUUCAAGCUGGUGUCCACCUUCAAGAACUACUAUUCGCUGGUGCUGGACAGCGCCCUGGACCGAGAGAGCGUGUCGGACUAUGCUCUGGUAGUGACCGCACGCGACGCAGGCUCGCCUUCGCUCUCCGCCACGGCCAGCGUGUCCGUGGAAGUGGCGGACGUGAACGACAACGCGCCGGCAUUCGCGCAGCCCGAGUACACGGUGUUCGUGAAGGAGAACAACCCGCCCGGCUGCCACAUCUUCACGGUGUCUGCGCGGGACGCCGACGCGCAGGAGAACGCGCUGGUGUCCUACUCGCUGGUGGAGCGGCGCGUGGGCGAGCGUGCGCUGUCGAGCUACGUGUCGGUGCACGCGGAGAGCGGCAAGGUGUACGCGCUGCAGCCGCUGGACCACGAGGAGCUGGAGCUGCUGCAGUUCCAAGUGAGCGCGCGCGACGCGGGCGUGCCUCCCCUGGGCAGCAACGUGACGCUGCAGGUGUUCGUGCUGGACGAGAACGACAACGCGCCCGCGCUGCUGCCGCGGCCGGGGACGGGCGGCGGCGGCGGCGCUGUGAGCGAGCUGGUGUCGCGGUCGGUGGGCGCGGGCCACGUGGUGGCGAAGGUGCGCGCGGUGGACGCCGACUCUGGCUACAACGCGUGGCUGUCGUAUGAGCUGCAGCCGGCGGCGGGUGGCGCGCGCAGCCCGUUCCGCGUGGCGCUGUACACGGGCGAGAUCAGCACGACGCGCACCCUGGACGAGGCGGACUCGCCGCGCCAGCGCCUGCUGGUGCUGGUGAAGGACCACGGCGAGCCGGCGCUCACGGCCACCGCCACUGUGUUGCUGUCGCUGGUGGAGAGCGGCCAGGCGCCCAAGGCGUCGUCGCGGGUGCUGGCGGGCGCCGCUGGCGCCGAGACGGCGCUGGUGGAUGUCAACGUGUACCUGAUCAUCGCCAUCUGCGCGGUGUCCAGCCUGUUGGUGCUCACGCUGCUGCUGUACACGGCGCUGCGCUGCUCGGCUCCGCCCGCGGAGGGCGCGUGCGCGCCUGGGAAGCCCACGCUGGUGUGCUCCAGCGCGGUGGGGAGCUGGUCGUACUCGCAGCAGAGGCGGCAGAGGGUGUGCUCCGGGGCGGGCCCGCCCAAGACCGACCUCAUGGCCUUCAGCCCCAGCCUUCCUCCGUGUCUGGAUAGAGAAGUUGGAGGGAAAAUCCAGGAGGCAGGAUCAAAUCACCCUGGGCAGUGUCCCAGGAAGUGGCUAAACCAAAAAGAACCUCCGGAUCUUUCUUGUACUUACAUAAUCAGUCACAUGAUGUCGCUGUACACUCAAAAGGUGAAACGGAAAAAUUUUGUCUCCGCGCCCAGAGUUCAUCCAUUGGCUGAAUAAGAUCGACUCCAUGUUGACCGGAAGGCUGGGUAAAUUUUACUAUAUAUACACCUACAGAAAGGGAGACUGCUUAUAAAGAUUCUCAGGUGAGCGAUCCCUUAAAUCUAACAGACCCACCUCAUAGAUCUUGUUAACUACA
This is a messenger RNA of Zalophus californianus (California sea lion), 3265 nucleotides long. RefSeq names its product protocadherin alpha-11-like. NCBI's taxonomy places the organism in Eukaryota, Metazoa, Chordata, Mammalia, Carnivora, Otariidae. The record is from RefSeq and is a predicted model, not a curated record. Gene Ontology annotation, biological process: homophilic cell-cell adhesion. Gene Ontology annotation, molecular function: calcium ion binding. Gene Ontology annotation, cellular component: plasma membrane.